Camellia sinensis is the source of this 1394-nucleotide messenger RNA. Its product is annotated as jasmonate-induced oxygenase 2. Lineage: Eukaryota; Viridiplantae; Streptophyta; Magnoliopsida; Ericales; Theaceae. The record is from RefSeq and is a predicted model, not a curated record.
CCAAUUCCUCUCUCUCUCUCUCUCUCUCUCUCUCUCUCUCUCUCUCUAUAAAAUCAAAAAUAAGGACUUGUUUGUUUCAUCGUACUUUGUUUUAUAGGAUCAACCUUGGAAGCCACACCUAGGCAUGAGUUGCUCAAUAGAUUGGCCAGAACCAAUUGUCCGUGUCCAAUCCUUGUCCGACAGCGGCACCCCCACCAUCCCCGACUGCUACGUCAAACCGCCACAGGACCGGCCGGUAGUCAACUCCUCCUCCAACCACCAUGACACCGAUGUAAACAUCCCCUUAAUUGACCUCGGAGUUUUAACAUCCGGGGACGACAAUACUACUCUAAGAGCAACCACCAUAGCCCAGAUAUCCGAAGCGUGUCGUGAGUGGGGCUUCUUCCAGGUGGUCAAUCACGGAGUGAGCCCCCACUUGAUGGAUCGCGCCAGGGAUAUCUGGCGCGAUUUCUUCCAUCUUCCAAUGGAAGAAAAGCAAGUUUAUGCGAAUUCACCCAAAACGUACGAAGGGUAUGGAAGUCGGUUAGGCGUCCAGAAAGGUGCCAUUCUCGACUGGAGCGACUACUACUUCUUGCACUUUCUUCCGUGCUCGCUUAAAGAUCAUAACAAGUGGCCCGCCUUGCCAGCUCCUCUCAGGGAAGUGAUAGAUGAGUACGCGGACCACUUAGUAAAGCUAAGUGGGCGAUUAAUGAAGGUUUUGUCAAUAAAUCUUGGAUUAGGAGAGGAGUAUCUUCAAAAUGCGUUUGGCGGCAACAACAUUGGAGCGUGUUUAAGAGUGAAUUUUUACCCAAAGUGUCCACAACCCGAUAUGACUCUUGGCCUAUCCUCUCAUUCGGACCCCGGUGGCAUGACUAUUCUCCUCCCAGAUAGCCAUGUCGCCGGGCUUCAAGUCCGAAAAAACGACCAGUGGAUUACCGUGAAACCAGCUCCACAUGCUUUCAUUGUUAACAUGGGGGAUCAAAUUCAGGUGCUAAGCAAUGCGAUAUACAAAAGCGUAGAGCACAGAGUAAUGGUUAACUCAUCGAGCGAACGAGUAUCGCUUGCAUUCUUCUACAAUCCAAAGAGCGAUAUACCAAUAGAGCCAGCGAAAGAGCUCAUCACGGAUGAUAGACCUGCACUGUACAAAGCCAUGACUUUCGAUGAGUACAGACUAUACAUAAGGACCAGAGGUCCACAGGGAAAAUCUCAAGUUGAGUCUCUCAAAUCCCCAAGAUGAUGAUCAUGAUCAUGAUUAUUCACCCAAAAUCCCAAAUGUCUAGUACUCACAAUUUUUUCAUCAAAUUGUUUAUCAUUUGGUUCAAAAAAUUUAAUUGUAAAUCUUUGUAAUCUAAUAGAGGUGUUUACCAAGUAAACGAAAUAAAAUAAAAUAAAAUAAAAUGGAGUAUGUGUGUAGA